AGGCGCAGUCGUCCUUCCAGCUGACCGUCAUUGCGGUGUCGGUGCUGGUGGCCGUGACCUGCGUGGUCGUGCUGCUCGUGUGCGUGAGAAUGGCCCGCCUCAGGAGGACCGCUGGACACCCGACGCUGCAGGGCGGUCCUGGCCUGCAUGACGAUGGCAUCAUUGCCAACUGCCUCCACGAUGUCCAUACGAGUCAGAUAACGCUUGACAGGAUGCUCACACACCUGCCUAACUCAGCUGACGUGGCGAGCACCGGCCUGUUCCCCGCGCGCGACGCAGCCUCCAAGGACGUCGAGGACAGCUUAGACGACAUCGACGACGACGACGACGACGCGAACAGCACGCUCCUGCAGGGCGUCGCGGCGGCGGCCGACCUCAAGAGGAGCCUCGUCGACCCCAAGAAGGACCUCGUCGACCCCAAGAAGGACCUCGCCGACCCCAAGCGAGACCCCGCUGACCCCAGGAGGGAGCCGGCUGACCCCGAGAUCGCUCCUCCCAGAUCGAACGACGGUGCGCAGGCGGCCGAGGUCGCCUCAUCCUAGUUAUUACAAUAUAUAUUUUUAUGUUCUGUUUUUUCUCUUUUUUGUUUCUUUCUUAUUAUAUAUUUUUCUUUCCCUCUAGCCUAAAACUGACGGGUGAAGGAACGGGUUUAGAGAGUAGCUUAGGUUGGUGCAUCGGGACGAGGCCGCGCGCGACGCGGGAGAGGGACCGCGCGCGCCCCGUCGCGGCGCCGCCUCUUUUCCCUCUCUUCUCGUCCUCCGAGGCGCAGACCUCGUCCGGGGAGACGGGCUCGCAGCAGCCGCUCCCGAGGAACAUCUCCAGGCCUUCGAAGGGAGCGAGGAAGGGAAAGAGAUGGACAAAUAACAAAAGAAAUGUUUCAAGGUCGAGACGGCACGAGACUGGAGAGGAGGCCCGAGCUGGCGCUCGCCCUCUCGACCCCCUCGCUAUCCGUGCGUCGACGCUGCAUCCCCCUCCCCCCUUCUUGCAUGCGACGCGAGUGCCGGAGGGCUAUGCAGGCCUUGGCAUCGAUACGGGUUUGAGGGCUGGGCGCGGGCGUCGCGAGGCCAGCCACCUUACCUUGCAGAGAGGACUGUUCAAAGGCAGGGAGUUCCCAGGGUAUAAAUCAUAGGUACUUGACACCUGUUCGCAUGUGUAGAGAGGUGCUUAUUCCUUUCCUCUUUUUAAUUUUAAUUUGUAAUUCCUUUUUCACAGUUGUUGUUUUUAUAUAUAUGGUCCCCGUUAUCCAUUAAUGAAAGUUCGUGUCUGAGCACAUGUGCUUGAUCAUGUGUUUCGCGUGAAGACUGCCUUCGCUGAGGCGUCGGGGAGCGAGAGGCAGGCGGUCCUCUGCUUUUGUAGAUUCAUCAUUUCUGUUCCUUUUUUGCUUGUGUAUAUAUAUGUAUAUAU
Penaeus chinensis is the source of this 1404-nucleotide messenger RNA. RefSeq lists its product as uncharacterized. Bases 90 to 542 code for a protein of 150 amino acids. The record is from RefSeq and is a predicted model, not a curated record. Lineage: Eukaryota; Metazoa; Arthropoda; Malacostraca; Decapoda; Penaeidae. The transcript has 5 exons.